AGUUUGAUGAACGUUUCCCAGUGUUUUUUGUGUGCUGAUUAGUUACAAUUCUUAUGAAAUAAUUUCAUUAAAAUUUUUUAAAACCAACAUAAUCUAAUGUUCCGCAAGCGUUAAUCAAAUUCGCGUAAUACUAGAACAUAUUUUAAGCCGUUGAGACCUGGUACGAAACACAGCCAAGCCAAGCCAAGCCAAGCCAAGCGAAGCGAAGCCAAGCCAAGCCAAGCCACGCCAAGACAUAAGCAAUAGCAACAAUAAGAACAGUAAGAAAACGGGAUUCAGCCCAUUCCGUAGGAUCUAAGCAAUGGCCAACAUGUCAAUCCUACGGAUCAAGCGUGAGCUUAAGGAGGUUAUGCGAGGCGACGAGAUAAUCCAGGGCAUGAUCAAGAUCGAAGUGGUUAACGACAACUGGACGAACUUGCGCGGCGAGAUUACGGGACCCAGCGACUCGCCCUACGAGGGCGGCAAGUUUGCGCUGGAGAUAAAGGUGCCAGAGACGUAUCCGUUCAAUCCACCCAAGGUGCGUUUCACGACACGCAUCUGGCAUCCAAACAUUUCGGCUGCAUCGGGCGCCAUCUGCCGGGACAUACUGAAGGACAAUUGGGCAGCGGCGAUGACGUUGCGCACGGUGCUGCUCUCGCUGCAGGCUCUGCUUUCCGCGGCCCAGCCGGACGAUCCGCAGGACGCUUGCAUCGCCUACCAGUUCAAGGCCAAGCCCGAUGUGUUCCAGCUAACGGCCAAGCACUGGACCAACGUGUAUGCUGGCGGGCCGCACGUCUUUCCCGACUGCGACACGAAGGUGCAGUAUCUCAAGGAAAUGGGUGUAGAUGAGCACGAGGCGCGCAUAAUGCUCUCCAAAGAGAAUUGGAAUCUGGAGGGUGCCACCGAGCGGCUGUUUCAUUGAAACCAAGAGAAACAAAA
Drosophila hydei is the source of this 918-nucleotide messenger RNA. RefSeq names its product ubiquitin-conjugating enzyme E2-22 kDa-like. Gene Ontology annotation, cellular component: nucleus. Gene Ontology annotation, molecular function: ubiquitin conjugating enzyme activity; protein binding. The transcript has a single exon. NCBI's taxonomy places the organism in Eukaryota, Metazoa, Arthropoda, Insecta, Diptera, Drosophilidae. The record is from RefSeq and is a predicted model, not a curated record. The coding region runs from base 302 to 901 and encodes 199 amino acids. Gene Ontology annotation, biological process: protein polyubiquitination; proteasome-mediated ubiquitin-dependent protein catabolic process.